This is a messenger RNA of Plasmodium vivax (malaria parasite P. vivax), 4351 nucleotides long. RefSeq lists its product as hypothetical. The record is from RefSeq and is a predicted model, not a curated record. Bases 167 to 4351 code for a protein of 1394 amino acids. The transcript has a single exon. Gene Ontology annotation, biological process: phosphatidylinositol biosynthetic process; positive regulation of kinase activity. Lineage: Eukaryota; Apicomplexa; Aconoidasida; Haemosporida; Plasmodiidae. Gene Ontology annotation, cellular component: PAS complex; endosome membrane.
GGUGAAGUCUUUGCAGGAUUGAUCACCCCCGCUGAGCUCUUUGCAAAUGCCGGAGUGUGCGCUUCCCUCUUCCUGACCAGCCCUUUGAAGAACUCCCUUUGCAGAGCCCCUUUUGUGAAUACAUUUUCCACUUUGGGGAGGCGAUUUUCCCCCCCCACACGGAGCCAUGUUCCUCAGCCUAAUCAAGGGCCUCGAGAAAAAUGAGGCCAAGGAAGACGUAAUCAACGUGAACAUUCAAAAGUUGCUUGGAGACAAAACAUAUGAGAAGAGGAAAAAGGGGGCGCAGGAAAUCGCGGAGGUGGUGAAACUUUUGCUGCUGAAGGAAAAGGAAGAUGAACAGAUGCAGGUGGAUUACAUAAUCGAUGAGUGUGGCCCAGAUGAAAGGGCGUCAGAUGAAUACAGCAACUUUGCACACAAGGAUGUGCACACAUUUGAGGGGGUGAAUUCGCAGACGGAGGUGGACGUGGCAAACAGUGAGCACUACUUUAGGGACUACACCGAGCAGGGGAAGAGGACCGACGAGGUGGGCGCAGAGCAGGGGAAGACAACCAACGAGGUGAGCAUCGAACAGGGGGAGAAAACCAACGAGGUGAGCGCAGAUCAGUGGAAGACAACCAACGAGGUGAGCGCAGAUCAGUGGAAGACAACCAACCAGGUUAACAUCGAACAGGACAACCAUCGGGAAAAGAGAAAAUCCCGAGAAGUGGAGAAGCGAAGCAGCCUGCUGAAGGAGCCGAGCGAAGAGAAGCUCCUCCUGGGGUCCGAAAUAAUUAAGAAACUCCUCCUGGAGAAGUUCCAAGAGAAUUGCCAUAUUGACGCGGCGAUCGGGAAGUCAACUGGUCUGUUUAACGGCAAGUUUGACCGGGGAAUGUCCGCCAUGACGCCCUCAGAGAUGAUCCAAAUGGAAAAAAAAAAAAAAAAAAAUAUGAACAAGUCAGGCAAAUCAGACGAGUGGAGCCAACUGAGUCAGGUGAAUAAAAUAUUGUAUGAACAUGAUACCGACGUAGAGAACGUCGCGAAUAAAUACCAAAAUAGGAAGGUAAUCAGCAUAAUACAUUUUUUGAAGGAAAAGUUUAUUCAAAGUAUUAACCCCACGGAAAGAUGUGGAGGACUGAUAGCCUUGGCCUUCAUCUCGAUCACUGUAGAUACACAAAUAAAAUUUUACUUCUCCAUCAUUUUGAAGAUAAUCGUGUCAUGCGUAAGUGACCCUGACUCGAAGGUGAGAUACUAUGUGUGCGAAAGUUUGUAUAAUCUUUGCAAAGUGUCCAAAAGCGUAGUUUUUUAUCAUAUCGAGGAUAUUUUUGAUUGCCUGUUUCGCAUUUUUUCCGAUUCUUGUCCAAAUGUCAAAAGUGGAGGAGCCUUUCUUGACAAUUUAUUAAAAGACCUGACUUGUUCAUACAAUAAUGUUUUUAAUAUUUACAAAAUUAUUUUCAUUUUGAAAGAAAGGAUUGGCAUAGAAAAUCCCAACGCGAGGCAAGUCAUCCUAUCUUGGCUGCUCCUCUUUCAGAAUAUCAAAACGGUUAACCUAUUUGAGUACUUCCACUUCUUCAUUAGUGACCUUUUUUUUAUGUUGGCAGAUCAAAACAGAGACAUUCAAAGGCAAGCAAAUCAAUGUCUCGAUUUGUACGUUGAUAAAAUUAGCACUUCAAAUUAUGAACAAGUCAGGUCAUUUUUUAAACACAUCGCUUUUAUUUUUAUUGAAUUUUGUAUUCACAAAAAUACCAUUAUAAAGCAUAAGUGUCUCCUUUGGCUUUAUUAUUUCAUUCAAAUUUUAAAUGUUCAUUUUUAUAAUAUCUUUAGAAGUGUAAAGAAAAAUAAUUUUUUCCUUUGCGAGUUGAUUAAAAGGAUUAUCGCCUGCACAGCUCAUCUGCAUUUCGACAUCCACUACACUGCUAGGAAGUGCAGCGAGCUUCUGAUCAGCUUCAUCAAAUUUUCGCAGAUGAAGUGCGCGCCGCUUUUGACCAAGCUCGUGUGUGCCAUCAUCUGCAGCACCAUCAGCAAGGUCGAGCUCUCCGGGCGGAACGAAGGCACCCACGGGAGCGAAGCGGGGGCGGCAGAGCAGACGGGCGGAAUGGGGGCGGCGAACCGAACGAGAGAAACACGAGCGGCGAACCAGACGAGCGAAGCAAAAUCACCGCGAGAAAUCAACCACCGGAGGAGCAAACCGCUGCACGCGAGCAGGCGCGCCAAGGGGGGCGCCGAGCACACCCCGCAGAGGAGGAGCCAACCAGGGAGUGAUCACACCCUGGAGAGGAGAAGCCAGCCAAGGAACGAGCACACCCCGGAGGGGAGAAGCCAGCGGGGGAAGGACCCCUCCCGCGGGAGCGAAUCGGGGGAGUCCAACCUGGCCGGCAAGCCAGACGAUGCAGACGGGGCAGACAGGGCAGACGAACCGCACUCACCGGAAGGCAAUCGUGGCGGAGGAAGCGACGCCUUCAGCUACGAGUCCUACAACCUGUUUUACCCGGAGGGGGAGUCCUCGGAGGAGGGGAGAAGCAAAGAGGGCGCCCCCGUGACGGGGAGUGGCCAGGGGGGGGCGCGGGCGCACACGCCCCUGACUGGCGGCGGUGGUGCAGGUGAAGGCGAUGGUGAAGGAGAUGGCAAUGGUGAAGGAGAUGGCAAUGGUGAAGGAGAUGGCGAUGGUGAAGGAGGCGGCGAUGGCGGAGGCGAUGACAUCCAGACGAACGAGCCGCAUAGGGAGACGCAGCAGAGGGAAACUCAGCAGGGGGAAGGGGCUGGUGAGGGCCCCCCCCCGCGCAACAGCUACAACGCCAAGUUCCUGCAGAGGCACGAGAGGCUGAUGAGCGAACUGAGGGGGAAGAACAUUCCGGUGCGCGACCCCCUCAAGACGGAGGCGUACUACAUUAGGAAGCUGGCCCAGCGGGGGAGCCGCCACGGCUACGCCAGCGAGGGGGGGGGCAUCGCUGUGGCUAGCGGUGUGGCUAGAGGUGUGGCUAGCGGUGUGGCUAGAGGUGUGACUAGCGGUGUGGCUAGAGGUGUGACGAGCGGUGUGGCUAGAGGUGUGACUAGCGGUGUGGCAAGCGGUGUAGGAGGAGAGGCAGACGGAGAGGCGCACCCACGCGGCGACCCUCCCUCGGACCCGGAGGAGGACCCCUUCCAAGAUAAUCUAGACAAGCGGAGCAUCUACCCAGUGAUCAUCUGCCUGCAGUGGCUAAUAGAAAUGCUCAUCUACAAAAGCGAAGUGGUAAAGAAGCACAACGACGAAAUACUCACCUGCGUGUUUAAGUGUCUCCGAAGCAACGACAAGCAGGUGGUGCUCCUCUCCCUAACGGUCCUCUCGGCCAUGUGUUCCACCGUGGAAAAUAAGUUUCAUUUCUACGAGCAAGUGAGUAAAAAUCUGAUUGCCCUCUUUCGCAACGAUGACCAUUUGCUCAUUCACAAGGGGAAGGUGAUCGUCCAACACAUAACACGCUGCCUGAACAAUAAGAAGUUCUUUGCCUACCUCUGCUACUCUCUAAUUGGUGAGGAGAACGUCCCCUUUGUAAUGAAAUUCAUUCAAGUGCUAAGUUGGGUGCUUCUAACGUCGGAGGAGACCAAAUACUUAAGAAAUGCCCUUUUCCUUAAGAAGCAAUAUUCGCUCUUCUCCCUCAUUUUGAUUGCCUGGUUGAGGAACCCCAUUUCUUCCAUUUCGUUCCUCCUAUGGUUAGAGAAGUACCAGCUGGCCUACCUCAUCUGUUCCUACCUAUCCCUGUUGAGCCUUAAUUCUGAUUUCUACCAUCAGCUGGACAAUUUAAUUUUUCUUUUGGAGUCUCCCAUUUUUUCGAAACAGAGAAUGCACCUCGUGUAUCCCCAGAACUACCCCUUUUUAAUUAAGUCCCUCAUGAUCCUCUCCCUGAUGCUUCCCCUGAACACCUCCAACAACAUUUUGCAGAAGAGGCUCCAGAUGUCGCAGCUCUCCAUUUUGACCAACGGGCAGAGGCUCCCUCAUCUGUUCGAUGGGCGCGGUCAGCAGGGGCAGCAGGGGCAGCACGGUCAGGUGGAGCAGCACGGCCAGCAUGACCAGCUGGAACAACACCGCCUACUGGAACAACCGCCCCUUCUUGACCGACCACCCCUCCUGGAGUCACCCCACACGGACCACGCCAUCGAACUUCUAAAAAUGGAAGACGAAGAAGAAAGAAAAGAGUACAGCCUCAUCGAGGUUAGCGAGGAGGAAAGGUCCAAGGAGGAGGCCAAGUGGGACGACAAGUAUAAUUGCCUCUUGAGUGCCGUGCGGCAGAGGCUGGUCACCCAGGGCCUGCCCGACCAGCCCGCCGACGAGUGCACCGAAUUUGUGAACAUCUUCAAGACGGUUCUCCGCUCCAGCCACAUCGUCAAGUAUUACCUCUAG